This is a messenger RNA of Brassicogethes aeneus, 1862 nucleotides long. NCBI's taxonomy places the organism in Eukaryota, Metazoa, Arthropoda, Insecta, Coleoptera, Nitidulidae. The record is from the annotation of a GenBank genome assembly.
AUUCUGCUAUAAAUAAACAAAAUUGAGACUCACUAUUACAAAUUCAACAAAAAUGGUUAAACUAGUGGGUGUCUUGACGGUUUUAACAGUUUUUAUAUUAUAUUAUAGUGCUGCUAUAGCAGAAGAAACUAAUUUACCAAUAGUAGAACUUUCAGAUGGACAAAUUGAGGGAAGAGAAUUUCCCAUAGAUGAAGAAAGAAAGUAUUAUGGUUUUAUCGAGAUACCUUACGCCAAACCGCCAAUAGGAGACCUCAGAUUCAAGGAACCACUUGCGAAUGACAAAUGGGAAGGGAUCAGGAAAAGUCCCUUCAAUGCUGCUAUGUGUAUGCAAAAAUCUGAAGGGGGGUCUGAGGAUUGUCUUUUUGUGAACGUGUUUUCGCCAGAUCUUUCCAAAAAAAAUCUCCCUGUGAUGGUAUGGUUACACGGUGGAGCCUUUAUUUACGGUUCCUCCUCGGAAUUUUCGCCAAAAUAUUUGAUGGAAACGGGGGAAGUAAUGGUAGUGACGCUGAACUACCGUUUGAACGUGUUUGGAUUUUUGUCCACGGGAGACAGCGUCGUACCGGGCAACAUGGGAUUGAAGGACCAACUUUUGGCGUUGAAAUGGGUACAAAAAAAUAUCGAAAAUUUCGGGGGCGACCCCAAUAAAGUCACCAUUUUCGGACAAAGCGCUGGAGCAGCUUCCGUCUCCUAUUUAAUGCAGAGCCCCAAAUCUGAAGGACUCUUCCAUAGGGCUAUAAUGCAGAGUGGUUCAUCUUUAUGUGCUUGGGCUUUAUAUAGAAAUGCCGGGGAACAGGCCAAGUAUCUAGGAGAAAAAUUACAGUUGAACACAGAAUCUUCGGAUUUGUUAGUAGAAGAUUUAAGAGCUUUAUCCGCUGUAGAUUUGCAAAAGCAAUCAGCUAGUGUGUACUUAACAGAUACUAUUGCUUCUAAUAUUCUAAAUGGACACCUUUUUGUGCCUGUAAUCGAACCCGAAUCGGAAACAGCGUUUUUCACGGAAAAAAGUCAUCAAUUGCUUUUGGAAGGUAGACAUCACAGAAUACCAACCAUAGUAGGCUAUAACUCCCUAGAAGCCAAAAGUGCUGAUAUUCUGCCAGAAAUGGCAACCGAAGUUUUACAAAAAUACGAAUAUCCGGAGAAUCUAGUACCGGCUGGUAUGAACGUAACCGAGUCAAUAACAAAAAUGAUUGCAGGACUAAAAAUUAAGUUAAAGUAUUUUGGACUUGGUUUUGCUUCUUUAAGCCCCAACUCAGAUUUAUUACAGUUCAUCAGUGACGACCAAUUUAGUAGAGCAAUCACUGAGAUGGGUAGUUUAUUAUCAAAAUAUGCCAACACGUAUUUCUAUAUUUUCUCUUAUGAAGGAAUAUUACCGAAAUCUUUCAAGAGAAACGGGGUUGGCCACUUUGAGGAGUUGCCUUACAUAGUCCAAGUUAAAGAAUUACCUGAACAUGGUUUAAUUGUUAGGCAAAGAAUGGUGAGGUUGUGGGUAAACUUUGCCGUUACAGGAAACCCCACACCAACUGAAAACCCCCUCCUGGGAAACGUUAUUUGGAAACCAAUGUCAAAAGACAAUGAAAUGUCUUAUUUGAACAUAGACACAGACUUAAAAGUGAAAAAUUAUCCAACAAAGGAGGAAGUCGUUUCGGUGGAGGCAUUCGGCGCCGGAUGACUUUUGAGCAUGCCCAUGACGCUUUUGCCGUGAUGACCUGCGCCCCUUAUCAGUAGCGCCUUGGUGCGCGAGUGGCGCCAGGUUAUGGUGGGGAUACGGCCCUGCCUGUAGCACCUACAGAAACGUCUUAUGCUCUCGUCGGUUACGGCUGCAGGAACCACCAGUAAUGCUGGAUAACUACAAAGAAGUUUAAGUC